This is a messenger RNA of Nomia melanderi (Alkali bee), 2366 nucleotides long. RefSeq names its product upstream activation factor subunit spp27 homolog Non2 (gene Non2). Lineage: Eukaryota; Metazoa; Arthropoda; Insecta; Hymenoptera; Halictidae. The record is from RefSeq and is a predicted model, not a curated record.
GCAACGGUCCGCAUAUCGACUCACUAUUUGGUGUGACUGUACCAACGGACGCUACACAGGAGUCCGCAGCCGGCAUAGGUUCAGUUAGCAGCAGAACGCACAGCGAGAAGUACGACCAUGGCUGAUAUCUCGAACGAAGAACUUCGCAAGGAGAUCACCGCCAUCCUUAAGGAUGCCGACCUCACUGCAAUGUCUGCGAAAAAGGUCAGGCUACAGAUUGAGGGAAAACUGGACAUAGAUCUUACAGAAAGGAAGAAGGAAGUAGAUAGUCUAGUCAUGGAGUGUUUAAAAGAAAAGCAUGAUGGAGCAAAGAAAAAGAAGAAGACUGCCAGUGAAGAAUCUGAAGAUGGAGAGGAGGAGGAGGAAGGAUCAGAAGAAGAAGAAGAGGAGGAAGAGAAGAAGCCAGCCAAAAGAAGUCCCGCGAAAAAACCCAUAAGCAAGCGUAAAAAGGGAUCAUCUGACGACGAAGAAAGCGCUAGCGACGACGAUGCAAGUGAUGAGGAAUACAGUCCAAAGAAACCAAAGGCUACACCUAAGAAAGGUAAGCCUGGCAAAAAAGGCAAGAAGAAGGGUAGCGACAGCGACAGUGAUGAAGAUUGGGGCAAAAAUAAGAAAGCUCAAGGAGGUGGUGGUGGGAAGAAGGGUGGCGGUGCUGGUAAAGGUGGUUACACUCGUGCUAUCACACUCUCUCCCGAGCUUGCUGCUGUCGUUGGUGCGGAGCAGAUGGCUCGACACGAAGUCGUGAAGAAGAUCUGGAGCAUCAUUAAAGAAAGAGACCUUUAUGAUCCUAAGAAUAAGCAGUUCGCCAUCUGCGACGAUGAACUGUUGACAGUAAUUGGAGUAAAACGUUUCAGAACUUUCGGUAUGAUGAAAUACCUCAAAAAUCACUUUGUAGAUUAAAUCAUCCCUGAGCCACAAUCUCCGACAGGUUAUAAACUCUGUAUAACAUAUUCCAGGAUGCAAAGUGCAUCUUUCCAUCUUUCUCACACGAAACAUACAUAAAUACAUAUACAUACAAACACACACGACAUACUGCGACUUAAGACUUUAGCCAUGUUUACACCGUUCCGAUGCACUCUUGUUGUCCAUGGUAGUUGCUUCCUCUCGUGGAAUGUUCGCGAUGUAGCGUCUUAAGUUAUGGGCAUUAUUAAAAGCACGGGCACCACACAACAUUGCUGAAGGUAGCCAUGGUAUGAUGCGUAAUGCACAUGAUGACCCACGAGUACGAAUUCGUGUAAAUUCGAAGUAACGCCAGAACAAUACGAAAGGGAAGAAGCGGUACCAUGGACGGUUGAAUGAUUUCGCGCGCGCGCGUAAUGUGGAAAACAUUCAAAUGGCCGAUAGUCAGUAAGCUGGUUUUAAGUCUAUAUUCAGGAUUAAUGUUUUAUCGUUUGUCCGGUGGUUCUCGUGAACCACUCAUUCCCGCCAAGCAUGAAAACACGGUGUGCUACUGCGGCAGUGAAAUCGAAGCAACAAAUAUGCUCGGAAUUAUUUUUAUGUUGAUAUCUUUGUUUUUAUCAUGUGACACUCUUUCGAAGAAAUGAUUGGAAGGCACUUACUCAGUUACGAAUAUUUCUAGAAGACUGCAUUACAUUUUGCGUUCUACUUUACCUAAAUUUCGAUUAAACCCUGAACUGCCGCCAGACGAAUCACACAAUGUUCUCAUUCGUUUCGUUUUCACAUGAAUUCUAGGUAUAUUUCGGUAACGGAUUUGUAACAGAGAGAAAAAAAGGGGCAAGUGAUUUUGUCAACCAACGAGAGAGAAUAAAAUUAGAAAAAAAGUGCGGUAAAAAUAAAGAGAAAUACGAUGCGAAAAAAUCAAUAUUCUGUACCUCUUCUGUAUAAUAGCUACAUUAUACACUGAAAUUAUUACUAAGCGAAAUUUAAUUGUAUUAUCGUGUAAUUACUAAUUAUUGUCGUAAUUAUAGGUUUCUUGGUGUAAAAAAAUUGACCUAACUUUUAAGAUGUAAUGGUAAAGUGAUGUAUUCAGUGAAGGUACGAUGUAUGCAUAUUAAAAAAAAAAGUCACAGUAUGUGCAGUAAUUGCGCAACGUUGAAACUGUAGAGAAUAAGGAUAGGUUCACGGUGCGAGGUACGGAAUUGAUCCUGAUCGCGGAAGCCACCCCCAAGCCUCGAUGUGUAUGGAAACAAAAAAUAAAACAUUCGUGUAUUUUGAAUUUAAAUUAAUACGAACGCUGGCCUAACUUGACGAAGAGAGCCACGAGGAUGAAAUCCAUUACAAACAUUCGAUGAUAAAAUAUGAGGAUAAUAAGAAAAGAAAAAGACUACGCGGAGUAUGGGUAAAAACAAGACGCGUGUACACGGAAUGACAAAUUAUAAUAACAUGUUUGUUUUUUUUUAAGGAAA